Molecule: messenger RNA, 5580 nt
Organism: Ilyonectria robusta
Lineage: Eukaryota; Fungi; Ascomycota; Sordariomycetes; Hypocreales; Nectriaceae
Exons: 5
Coding region: 391-5277 (1628 amino acids)
Cellular component (GO): membrane
Source: RefSeq, a predicted model, not a curated record
CACGAACCUCCAUCUCUAGUCCGUGCCAUACCGUUGCGACUCUCCGUCAACCUCUUCUUUUCGCGCUCCCUCCGUGGCCCCUGCAAAUCAUCGAGCGCUUUCCCGGCGGUACCUGAACCCGCCUGCGUCGCCUGUGUUCUGCACAGCAUUGGCUAGGUCCGGCAGCUCGCAUGAGCCCUGGACGCCCCGCCCCGCCGUCAUCUCCAUCUGCGACGAGGUGUGCCGACCGUACAAACUAGCAUCCGCCCAGAUCUUCUCUCAGCUUGCCCACCCCCGAAGGCACAAGGCGCGAAACACGCCCCAUUCUCCAUCCCCAUCGCCUCCUGCUAGACGCCCUCCUGGACGCCAUCGCCGAAUCGACGCCCAACCACGCGCUCAUCGUCGCCCUCAAUGUCCACGCCCUACUGGGGCCAGCUGCCGGGGCCCAAGGUCGCCCAGGCCACGCAUUCUAGCCAUCACCGCCGCAGGUCUGAGUCGGAUGACUACACCUAUAAUGCUGACCGCAGAUCCUCGCUCGACGUCCCGCCUGUUCGUAGAGCUAAUCGUGCUUCUGUUCAAACUCAGGCUACUGAGGCGCACUCCGAGUCUACCUUUAGUCCUCUCGACUCGCCCACAUCUGCUAGCUUCGGUGCUCAAGGCCUAGCACCUAGACCGCCUUCCUACCAACGUGGAGCUCCUCGCGACCCGGCCUCAGAACCUUCCGACUUCAGAAAAACCCGUCGUCCUAAUCGCAACCAGGAAGACUUUGACGACGUCGACCCGUCCUUCCCCGAGGCUCCCGAGGCUUCUCGAGGUCCCCCAGUGAGCUACCGUCACCCAUACGGCAACGGCGGCCUUCCCUAUACCCACGCCGCGGCCGACGCACCAGCAGAGUCUUCUCAAUUGGCCGACCCUGCCCCCUUUGAGGGCGAAUACGACGACAUGGAGCCCGAAGAAUAUUACAAGAGCUCUACCGGUAGGGCCGGGGGCUCACAGUACCCCGGGGGAGCUCCUGGCCAGACUGCCAGACAAGACUCCAGCGCCUCCGCAUAUGACAACCCGCCGCUGUCCAGAAGGGCAACGACUGGGACAUCAAAUCGCCGAAAAACGUUCGCAGACGACCGAUCACCCCUCCAAAGGCUUGAGCUGACGCUCGAUAGCAUCACCAAGGAGGAGAAGCGAGCAAGAGUUGAAGCUGCCGAACAGCGUGCAAGAGAAAGAGCGGCUCGAAGGGCCGAAGAGGCUGGACACAAACCCGUCGACCACCAAGUACGAUUUGACCGACAACCUUCCAUCAGUCAUGAGAGGCAGUCCUUGGCUCCCGCUCCGCUAGCUGUUAGGCAACCUCCGGUGCAGAGAGAAGUAUCCAGAGAAGCUCCCCGAGAGGUGCCGAGAGACGUACCUCGAAAAGCAACCAGAGAAGUGGUGAGGGAGGCACCGAGAGAUGCCCCAAUCCAGCGCGACAACUCGACUCGUCGUCAUGGCCCGCUCUCUCAACAUCCACCAGAAGACCAGGACUACUUUGGCUCAGGAGCGCUACAGGAACCAGAAGACGUCGUGCCCGUUCAAAGACACUUGGAAGCGGAUUCUGGAAUUCCAAAGCGCAACCUGAGCUUCCGUGAACGUGCCGUUAGAGAUAAUGUGCAGUUCGCCCAGCCGGAGGAGCCCAAGACAGCGCCGCCGCCUCCGCCCAAUGGAGGCUUCUCUCUUACGAGGAGCGGCAGCAAUAAGUUGAAGAAAGCACCUCCAGGAGAUCCUUGGUAUCAUCUGAAAAGAGACCUGGCCGCGAGCUCAAGUAAUCAAUCACAAGAACAGCCGCGCCGCGAAUCACGAGACUACCCGCCAUCUGCCCGAGAUAAAGAUCUUUCCGCUGCCCCAUCCGACGGUCGCAGGCCAUCCGUUGAUGCUGGCAGCCGAGGCGCCCAAAUACCAAAGAUGGCCGACAGCCAGGGCAUUAGACGACGUGCCACCGAACCAGUUCCAAGGGCAGAGUACGCCUCUGACGAAGAGUAUAUCCCACCAGCCGCACGCGGUAAAUCAUUUGGGAAGGCAGAGCAAGAUGACCGCGCUUACCCACAGGAUGCGGCAGCUGGCCGAAGGCGUGCGGAGAGAGCAGAUAGCUUCUCUUCUGAUGGUUCGCAUCAUCACCGCUUCUCCAACAUGGUAUUUAAGCGUCGCGAAGAUAUGAUCCCAGGCAAUGGUUUGUAUAAGCCGCCUCAAUGGCUUGAUGAGUGGAAGAAGGCAACCGUCGGCACCUUGGCUGGUAGCUUGCUGGACCUCCAGGAGAGUCCGAAAGAGAGCAACUCCCCUCCUACAGAUUCCAACAAAGCCUGGUGGGAGCAAGACGGUCGCCGUGGUAGUUACCCUUCCCGACCACGCAAGGCAGAGGCAUUCGAUGGCGAAUACAGCGAAAAUACCCCUACUCGAUUUAAGCCUCCGCUGUAUCUGAAGUGCGGUCCGUUGUUAAGAUACUGUGGUAUCCGAAGAGAAAAGGCACCCGUUCGAUCACCACGAGGCAACGCCAUCUCAGAGCGAGAGGUUUGGAGAGGCAGUGUCAUGAUUGUUACUCAGGACUCAGGCUCUUCCUACGAAAUAGCCCCUACGCUUCGACUCUUUGUCCAAGGUAUUGAGUUGUUGCCCCCUCCCCCGCACCGCGUAAAGGGGGACCUCUCUCCAGAAUAUGUUGACCCCAUUGUGGGCCACCCGAAACUCGGUCGACGGGGAGAGACUCUUUACGUUCGACCCGUGGAGCACCUGGAAGAGGCAAAGGACUUGUCUCGUGACGAGACAGACGAGGGCAUCUUUGAGGAGAGCCGGAGCCCACCAGAUGUCCCACCCGCUGAUGGCUCAACGGAACUUCCGGGAUCAUUCGCCGGCCGCAGGAAGCGAGUUGGCAUUGACGGCGAGAAGGUCCAGAAGUACAAGGAAGUCAGAGGCUUCCGUCUCCAUACCGAGCGAGGAUGCACGUUCUGGCGUUUCAACAUUGAGGUUGAGCUGCGCGAGAAGCAGCAGCGCAUCGCCUACCGCAUUAACCGUGGCCCGGCCAAUGGGUUCUGGGUGCCCGCUGGGGGACAGACGAUGAACAUGAUGUUCUACAGCUGCAACGGCUUCAGCACGAGUGUCAAGACUGAUGAGUUGAGCGGCCCUGAUCCCAUGUGGCGCGACGUCCUGAACAACCACCAAACCAACCCCUUCCAUCUCAUGAUAGGUGGCGGUGACCAGAUCUACAAUGACUGUGUCGCGAACGAUUGCUCUCUGUUCCAAGAGUGGUUGUCAAUCCGUAACCCUGUUCACAAACAUACUGCUGCCCUCACGCCUGAGAUGCAAGACCAGCUAGAGACAUUCUACCUGGAGCGCUAUUGCAUGUGGUUUUCUCAGGGUCUCUUUGGCUUGGCCAACUCGCAGAUCCCCAUGGUGAACAUGUACGAUGACCACGACAUCUUUGAUGGGUAUGGAUCGUACCCUCACCACGACAUGAACUCACCCGUCUUCCGUGGCUUGGGUGCGGUGGCCUUCAAGUACUACAUGUUGUUCCAGCAGCAAACGAUUCUGGAUGAGACGGAAAAGGCCGAGCCGAGCUGGAUUAUGGGAGCCAAACCUGGUCCCUACAUUGGCGAGCUUGGCCGCAGCAUAUUUGUGUCUGUGGGUGCCAAGGCUGCCCUGGUUGCAGUCGACGCCCGCAUGGAGAGGACUGAGCACGAUGUUGUCUCAGAUCAGACAUGGGAGAAAAUCAUGAACAGACUCUAUGCGGAGUUGCGGCGUGGCCAAGUUGAACACUUGCUGGUGCUCCUGGGUGUCCCGAUUGCGUACCCGAGAUUGGUCUGGCUAGAGAAUAUUUUGACUUCUAGACUCAUGAACCCCGUUAAAGCUCUGGGCAGAACGGGCGUCUUUGGAAAGGCGCUUAACAACAUCGACGGUGGUGUGGAAGUUUUGGAUGACUUGAACGACCACUGGACAGCCAAGAACCACAAACAGGAGCGGAGUGUUGUGGUUGAGGACCUUCAAGAUCUUGCUAUCGACAAGUCGGUCCGUGUCACAAUUCUCAGCGGUGACGUGCAUCUGGCUGCUGUUGGACAGUUCUACUCCAACCCCAAGCUGGGACUGGCAAAGCAUAGGGAUCCACGGUACAUGCCAAAUGUCAUCUCGUCGGCCAUUGCAAACACACCGCCACCGGACCUCAUGGCCGAUGUGCUGAACAAGCGGAACAAGGUGCACCACUUCGACAAGCAAACGGACGAGGACAUGAUUCCCAUGUUCCAACAAGGUGUCGACGGCAAACCCAGGAAUAACAAGCAUCUUCUGCCGCAUCGCAACUGGUGCUCCAUCCGCGAAUGGGCCCCUGGCAACACACCGCCGCCAACCCCGCCAUUAUCAGCUUAUGACAGAACCCCGAGCCCACCGCAAAGCAGCAGCGGGGGAGGCGGUGGCCUCUUUCGGAGACUUUCCCUGUCGAAGAACCGGCCGUCUGCAGAGCCUCAGCCUGAGCAGUCCAGAGAGUCGGUCCGGGGCUCCCGGCCACCUGUUACGCGGGGCGCCGGUGGGCUGUUCCGUAGCUUGUCACGCCGGAACUCGACCAGCAAAGAGAAGCCCAACAAAGAGAAGCCGGCCAAGCUUACCCGGUCCAUGUCAGUCGACCACGGCGACGCACCCAAGAAGGUCGGUUUCUUCAGCUUCGGCCGUCGCAGCAGUCAACGUCGGGCUGACGAACGCCCCGACGAUGGUGGUAUCAAUGGCACCUGGGGAGACGAGCCCGAUUACGAAGAAGAAUACUGGGACGAACCUCCAUCUCCUCGGCGACAGCGCGGGUCAGGACUUCGUGGCGGCGCGGCUUAUGACGAGUACACGGUGGGCGACGAUUCGCACUUCAUGGCCCAGCCCCCACGAAGAGCGCAGACCACAGGCUCCCAAGGAAUGGGUGGAGCAAGGGUUGACAUUGAAGCACCUCCAACACGGCCGUUCCACCGGACGCCGACCGGGUUGUCGACAAAGCAAAAGAAGCACGGCGACAAGUAUGAAGUGGACCUUGAGGGUGGGCUUGACAUUUGCCUAAACGUCGAAGUAAAUCCCAAGGAUCCGGCGGGUAUUACGGUACCUUAUCGGCUACUGGUACCGAAACUGCUGUACGAGUACAGCCCAGAGGUGGAUGAUAUCCCCAUCCCGGAGGCAGAACCACGGGCGUCAGCGGAGCCGAGUGGCUUCAAGCGUUUGUUGAGCUUCCGCAAGAAGCCCGAGAAGGUGCGGCCUCGAGAUGAAGAAGAGUACGAUAGCGAGGAGGAUGAUGAUCAUUACCAGCGCUAAGGAGAUGACGCUUCAGAAAGACAAACAAAGAGGGAGAUCUCUUUGUGGUGUCUCACGCGGGGUCUCAGUGACACGUAUGAAGGACUCUAAUGAGAUUGUCGCGACGAUUACGAAUUAGGUUUCUGAAUUUGCUUUUUGGAUGUAAGGGUCGGGACUGUAUAUAUGACGGCCAAAGGUUAGAUUGAUUGACAUUUCAAGGCGCAGUUGGGAGGUAACAUGGGAGGGAUAUUUAGCAAAAGCACUCUGACAACGGUUGUCGGAUUGGAUUACGAGCCACAAAGAGACACGAUUGGAUUGUUCAAA